AUGUUCUAUAAAACAUUAAUAUUGUUUAUUUUGAUCCGUUUCAGAUUUAUUUGGCGUUUUAAUCAAUCUAUAUGUGGUGGAAAGCAGGCUUCGCCCGGAUACUGUCCUGAAGUAUUCGACAAGGAACUCUGCUGGCCUGAAACUCCUGCUGGAACAGUUGCUAACCAAUCAUGUCCACUUUCCAUUGGCUAUGAUCCUACGAGAAUGGCGUACAGAGAGUGUUGGCCAAACGCAACAUGGUUUACCUUAAAAGACAAUAAAACCUGGUCAAAUUACACAAAAUGUAUCGAUAUGGAUUAUUUAGAGUUUAUGCUAUUUAUCAACGAUUGCUAUGUGAUUGGAUAUUCGAUUUCCUUGGCCGCCCUUGCAAUAUCCUUAUGGAUAUUUCUUACGUUUAGGUCGCUGAGAUGUACCAGGAUACGAAUACACACCCAGCUGUUCGUCUCGUUUGCUCUAAAUAACAUCGUGUGGAUUAUGCAUUACGAGCUGGUUAUACCAAACCCCAUUUUGACCAUUGAAAAUCCGGUAUGGUGUCAGAUACUUCACGUCAUCAUACAGUACUUUAUGCUUGCAAAUUACAUGUGGAUGUUUUGCGAAGGACUUCAUCUUCAUUUGGCUUUGGUUGUGGUUUUUGUUAGAGAAGAAGUAAUCAUGAGAUGGUUUUUUGGGAUCGGAUGGGGACUGCCCGCUGUAAUUGUGGCGAUGUACAGCAUAUUAAGAAUAUUUGUCUCACAUGACACAAUGAUAUGUUGGUUGGAGGACAGUUAUGAGAGCAAGUUAAUUCUUACAAUUCCUGUGUUAAUAUCACUUUUAUCUUCACUAUUUUUUUUAAUAAACGUCUUGCGAGUUAUAUUGACGAUAAUGCAUCCAAACUCUCCAAAUCCUGCUCCUGUAGGGAUAAAAAAAGCAGCCAGAGCAGCACUUAUCCUUAUUCCUUUAUUUGGACUUCAGUUUAUAUUAAUACCGUUUAGACCUGAAUACAAGGACCCCUAUGAAAAACUGUAUCUCUAUAUAUCAGUCAUCAUUAUACCAUAUCAAGGCCUGUGCGUUUCGUGCUUGUUUUGUUUCGCCAAUCAGGACGUCCAUCACGAGAUCAAGUCCUUCUUUCACCGGAAAUUGCUCCGAAACAGGUGGAACAACUGGACGCAGGACAGUGGAGGCGUAUACGUAGUAAACGGCCUUAGCCAAAGUAACCAUAUGGCAUUACUUUCAUUAAAAAGAAAGUCAACCACUACUGUUAGGCUUUAA
Messenger RNA from Brassicogethes aeneus, 1248 nucleotides. NCBI's taxonomy places the organism in Eukaryota, Metazoa, Arthropoda, Insecta, Coleoptera, Nitidulidae. The record is from the annotation of a GenBank genome assembly.